GGCCCGGCCCCGGCGGAGGCAGGGCUACGGCCGCCCGCCCCCUCGCCCUGCCCCCGCCCCCCGCCCGACACCCCCGCGCUGCCUGACACGGCUCCGCCGGCGGCGGCCCCGAGCGGCGACAGCGGCACCGGCACCGGGCCACAAUGAACGUGGAACAUGAAAUUAGCCUCUUAGUGGAGGAGAUUCGGCGGCUGGGAACCAAAAAUGCUGAUGGACAAGUGAGUGUGAAAUUUGGUGUGCUGUUUGCUGAUGAAAAGUGUGCCAACCUCUUUGAAGCCCUGGUGGGAACUCUUAAGGCUGCAAAACGACGGAAGAUUGUCACUUAUCAAGGAGAGCUACUUUUACAAGGUGUUCAUGACAACGUGGAUAUCAUGCUGCUGCAGGACUGAUGCAGUGUUUCAGCUAUGCAUUAAUGGAAUUGUUUGAAAUGGUGACUUUCCAUAUCCUCUGAAUAAGGCUGAUCAUUCUAUGGUGUUUUGAUGUAUUUUAUAUAUCUUUAUAGCCAAAAGAAAACUGUCCUAUUUUGGAAAACAUUCCCUUUUGUAAGUCUUCCUAAAAUGGUACUGUAUGCGAGUAAGGUAAAAGGUGCCAGAUCUUUUUCUCUCUUUUUUUUUUUUUUUUUUAUUUUUAUUUUUUUUAAAUCUCAGGUAAUUCUCUCAAAUGUCUAGUGGUUAUUUUCAACAUAAGAAGAAUGGAACUGGUAAUUUAAUGUUUACAGAUCAAAAUGUGCCAUGAAAGUAUAAAAUAAAAGCACAUACUUAAA
Messenger RNA from Pseudopipra pipra, 763 nucleotides. RefSeq names its product ABRA C-terminal like (gene ABRACL). The record is from RefSeq and is a predicted model, not a curated record. Bases 144 to 389 code for a protein of 81 amino acids. Gene Ontology annotation, biological process: regulation of actin filament-based process. The transcript has 3 exons. Lineage: Eukaryota; Metazoa; Chordata; Aves; Passeriformes; Pipridae.